CUAACAAUAAAUUUUUAUUGAACUUUGAUCUUCUUGAAUGAUUAAAGUUCAAAAACCCCGUUUAAAAAUAUAUAUAACAAGGAGAGAUAGAGAGCAUUUCCAAUCAAUUGCUCUUAAGUACAGGAGACCACAAGCUAGCUAGGGUUACUUCCGUAAUAGUAUACGUAACUUACAACAUGCGGUAGAGUUUUUCAGUAUGCGCAUAACACAUGACAGUAAGUUAUAUGUACUUAUAAAAUUAGAGGGACAUUUGAAAAAAAAAAUAAUAAUAAAAUAAAAAAUAAAAAAUAUCUCCUCUUAUCAUAUAAUGAUAUGUGAUAUACAACCCCAUAUUCUGAACACACUGAAAAAUUUCUCCUAUCUGGAUGGAUUAUAUUUUAGGGUGGGUUUUACUAAAAUACCAUGUCAUUGACUGGAUGCAGACUAAAAGCUCCCAUAUAAAAUCCCACACUUCUUUAUAAACCCCACAAGCAUCUCAAGCAUUACCACUUCUUCUCUUCUCCACAUAAGAUGGCCAAACUUCAAACAAAUCUGCAGCAUGAUGUAGUGAAACCCUACAAUUCCAGAGGAUAUUAUCCUCACAAAGCCAAAGGGAUAUCCUUAUUAGCCUUUUUCUUCUCUAUAUUUAUUUAUAUUUGCAUCUUCUAUUUUUUUAACCUCUCCCUUUCAACUCUCUUUAAGAACUCCAAGUUUUGGUUUGCCAUAUCCAACACCCUCAUCCUCAUCAUCGCCGCCGACUACGGCGCAUUCUCUUCGGCCUCCAAAGACCAACAAGACCAUCUUUACCAAGAGUACAUGAUGCAUAGCCAAGCUCGAAGUGCUUCCUCAUUUGUUUCUCAAUACCCUCAAAUUGUCAACAAAAGCAGUCCAAGGCAAUUAGAGGCGGGAAACAAUAUGAAAACAAAGAUUGAAGAAGUAAUCCUCGUUGCUCAAAAUACAGAAGUUAUCCAAGAAAAGAAGGUAAUCCACGUAUCAAAAGGCGAUGAUCAGAAUAAAGGUUGUGGAACUGGCAGAGAAAAUGUUCAGGCAAAAACUUAUCAGCGAAGUAAGUCUGCAAAAGCGAAGGGAGGGAUGAUCAAUGAGAGCAAGAACACUUUAAGGAGGUCAGAGACAACUGAUCAGAAGCGCAAACAAACUGCUGAUGAAGACAAUGAAUUUUCGACCAUGUCGGAUGAAGAACUGAACAGAAGAGUUGAAGAGUUUAUUCAGAGGUUUAAUAGACAAAUUAGGCUUCAAUCAGCAGCUACAACCUUCCCCUAAGUCUAGAAAUUGUUCCAUGCAUAUAUGGAAUAUCAAAGAGAGUAUAAGUAGAUCUUCCAUAAUUUUGCUGCCUUCUUUCUUCAACUCUUUUUUUUCUCUUUCGUUCGUCUGUCAAUAAUAUGUAAAUGCUUUGGACUUUAGUAUGAAUAUAUAUGUAUUUACUUUUGGUCUCA
Pyrus x bretschneideri (Chinese white pear) is the source of this 1433-nucleotide messenger RNA. RefSeq lists its product as uncharacterized. Bases 511 to 1260 code for a protein of 249 amino acids. The transcript has a single exon. NCBI's taxonomy places the organism in Eukaryota, Viridiplantae, Streptophyta, Magnoliopsida, Rosales, Rosaceae. The record is from RefSeq and is a predicted model, not a curated record.